CUUCUGAAAGAGAAUGUCCUGCCGAUGGAGAUAUAAAUAUCGGCCUAUGCGCUUCUUCUAUCUUCAACAUCAACAUCACAUCACAACAUGUCUUCCUGCUGUGCUAAGGUGUCUACAGUCACUCAUCCUCUGGAUCCCCUCUCCAUCGAGGAAAUCCCCAUCGCCACAUCUCUCAUCCGUGAAUAUGUCAACUCGAAGCCCCUCAAAUUCAACUGCAUCACCCUGCACGAGCCCACGAAAGCCGACUAUGCUGCUUUCCGCAACAACUCCGGUCCCCGUCCGGAUCGUCGUGCUUUCUCUAUCGUCUUGCAACAAGGAACGCCGAAUGUCGCUGAAGUCAUUGUCAAUCUUACCUCGCGAAAGGUUGAAUCAUGGAAGGACGUGAAGGAUGUCUUCCCGACGUUGACGCUCGAAGACCUGGAUGUCACCGAACGCAUCGCCAGAUCCGAUCCCCGUGUCAUCCAAGUGUGUCGGGAGAUUGGCAUCACCGACAUGUCUCGCGUGUACUUUGAUGCCUGGGCUAUCGGGAUCGACGAACGAUGGGGAUUCGAACGACGACUCCAGCAGGGACUGCCGUAUUAUCGCCACUCCACCUACGACAAUCAAUAUGCGCAUCCUCUUGACUUCACCGUCGUCGUCGAUACCGAGACGGAAGAGAUCCUCAGCGUGGACGUCCGUCGCGUGAAUGGACAGCGAACUUCCACCCCCCUCGACCAGCACAACUAUCUCCCCGGCUUCAUGACCGACUUUUAUCGCCAUGAUCGACUGAAACCGAUCAACAUCACUCAACCUGCUGGGGUGUCGUUCGCCAUGAACGGGAAUGAGCUGGAAUGGGCCGGAUUCAAAAUGCACAUUGGCUUCAACUACCGUGAGGGUAUUGUCUUGUCUGAUGUGAGAGUCCAUGAUGCGUAUGAGAAUCGAGAGCGCAAACUGUUUAACCGCAUCAGUGUGGUCGAGAUGGUCGUUCCAUAUGGCAAUCCCCAGCGCCCUCACCAUAAGAAACAUGCCUUUGAUGUUGGUGAAUACGGGAGUGGACUCAUGACAAACUCUCUCAAACUGGGCUGUGACUGCAAAGGGGCUAUCCACUAUCUCGAUGCCAUUCUCCCCACCUCCUCCGGUGAAGCAACAGUGAUUGAAAACGCCGUCUGCAUCCACGAAGAAGACAACGGCCUGCUAUACAAGCACACCGACUUCCGCGACAACAACGUCAUCUCAGCACGAGACCGCAAACUCGUCAUCUCCCAGAUCAUCACCGCCGCCAACUACGAAUACGCCUUCUACCACACCUUCACCCUGGACGGGACCUACAAACUCGAGAUCAAACUCACCGGCAUCCUCAACACAUACUGCCUCCAUCCCAGCGAACAGGCAGCUCCGUUCGGUACCCAAGUCGCCAAAGGCCUCGACGCACACAACCACCAACACAUCUUCUCGCUCCGCGUGGAUCCCGAAAUCGACGGCCCCAACAACACCGUCGUGCAGAGCGAUGCCCUCCCCGCUGAAGAUCCAGUCGGCUCAGACGCCAACCCCUACGGCAACGCCUUCUACGCGAAGAAAACUCCCCUCCUGACCUCCUCCCAAGGCGCCGUCAACUACUGCCACGAAACCAGUCGCAGCUGGGACAUCACCAAUCCCAACCGCCUCAAUCCAGCAUCCCACAAGCCCCUCGCCUACAAAAUCCUCAACAACAACUGCCCCCCCCUCAUGGCCAAACCAGGAAGCACCGUCUACAACCGCGCCGGAUUCGCCCGCCACUCACUCUGGGUGCUUCCAUACCGCGAUCACGAACUCUUCCCGGCUGGCGCCUAUGUGUGCCAGUCCGAGGGACGGACAAAUCACCCGCACAACCCGACCAUCGUGGACUGGGCGGCGAGGAACGAGUCGAUCGACAACACGGAUAUCGUGUGCUAUAUCCAGUUUGGACUCACGCAUUUCCCGCGCACGGAGGAUUUCCCGAUUAUGCCUGCUGAGCCGGUGAGUGUGAUGUUGCGAGCGUCGCAUUUCUUUCAGAAGAAUCCUGGGCUGUGGGUGCCUCCUUCGCAGGGGGAUGCGGCGUCGUGUGAUGCAUUUGCGGUGGACUUGAAGAAGAAUCCGAAGUUGUAGGUGUGUGUUUGUAUAUUACCGUUAUAUUGAUAUUUAAAUACAGUGUUUGCUG
Messenger RNA from Aspergillus wentii DTO 134E9, 2155 nucleotides. Its product is annotated as peroxisomal copper amine oxidase. Lineage: Eukaryota; Fungi; Ascomycota; Eurotiomycetes; Eurotiales; Aspergillaceae. The coding region runs from base 88 to 2103 and encodes 671 amino acids. The record is from RefSeq and is a predicted model, not a curated record. Gene Ontology annotation, biological process: amine metabolic process. The transcript has 2 exons. Gene Ontology annotation, molecular function: quinone binding; primary methylamine oxidase activity; copper ion binding.